Puccinia triticina is the source of this 483-nucleotide messenger RNA. RefSeq lists its product as uncharacterized. The record is from RefSeq and is a predicted model, not a curated record. Lineage: Eukaryota; Fungi; Basidiomycota; Pucciniomycetes; Pucciniales; Pucciniaceae. The transcript has 5 exons. The coding region runs from base 1 to 483 and encodes 160 amino acids.
AUGGCUUCCGACACCAGUCCACCCAACUCCCAAACUCACGAGCCGGAGGCACCUAAACCUGCCAAAGAGAUAUUUCGGGUACCAUUCUGGACGAGGAGGCUGCUUUCAAAUAAGGACGAGGACCACGAGAUUGCCUACAGCCUUCAAGUCAAAGGGGCCACUGAGGGAGGUAUCCGAUGGGCGAUAUAUAGUACAAUCCUCUGCGGAGUCGGCCAUCUGUAUUGGCCCUUCUUCCGGAAACAGACCUUGGCAUUUAAAGGUUUCCUAAUAUCCUCUGCAACGAUGAGUGGAAUGGUCAUUUGGGCAGAUUACUAUUUACUCAGACACGAAAAGAAAAUCAGAAGAGCGGAUGACAUGAUGCGUCGACAAGCCAGAAAAGAACUGGGCGAACGAGGGAUUAUUGCCACUGAGACAGAGUUGAACAAAUGGAAACAAGAACAACUGGCCAGUAUCAGAAACCAAACCUCUGGUACUAGUCCGUAA